AUGCAUAUCUAUCGUCUCCUCCCUGAGGUGCGAACUAACCAUACAAACCGAAGGGUCCCUAGUAAACACAAACUCAACAAACGCGACAUCACCUUCGGACUCUGGGUUAUCCUCCGAUGCAUAUACCCUGAUCAGAAACUUCCAGCUCUCAGACUUGCUCUCAUGGAAAAGUAUCCAGGUAUAGACCUCAGUGCCUUCACCGGUCCUGUUCCCAACGCUGCCUGCAAGGCUCCCGAGGAACACACCGUCGGGAAACUCGAGCUCAAGGUUGUGACUCCUUGCUUUGAGAAGAAAAUGCUUGAGGAAGAUGAUAAGAUCAACCCUAGCGACUUGUCCCUCAAAAAGGAGGAAUACUUCCUUAGUGAGACAUGCACUACAGGGCAUGGCUUUCUCGUUACUAACUUCCUAUUAGACGAUACUGUAUCCCAAAUCCCGAAAUUCGGGCCUCACCUGGACCAGCUCCUCUCCACUGAACCUGACAAGUCUUCCGCUCGGCGUUUGAUGGAGGUCGAGUCGAAAAUGCGAGGCAUGGUUCUUGGAGAACCUCACAGUGCUUCUUACAGCAAGUUUCUGAAGUCAAGGUCCAGUAAUGCGCCAGUAGAUGUAUCUACUUAUGGUCCCGAUAUCAUAAAGCUAUGCGCCAGUCCUAGCGCUGUGUACGAAGCAGACAUUGAAUCCUUGGCUAGCGACGAAUCUUCUCCUGAGGACUACUCUGCCCAGACUGCAGUUUCAAACAAGCGGUUCCUCGAGUUGAAAGAUCUCAUUACCAAUGUGACAACCGAAUCGAAACGGGGUGUUUCUGAUGAAAUGCGCAAGAUGCACACAGAGACGACGAAGCAGAUCCAAAACAUGCACACCGAGAUGAUUGAACAGUUCACGAAGAAUCGAAAGACAUUGGUUGAUAUUGGUGAACAAGUUGCUGAGAUACGAGCACAUAUCGAGCUUGCGCGUAUUGAUCGGAAGGAUCUGGACGAAGUUGAGGCCAGGGCCAUCAACCUUGAGCAGUUCAUCUUGUCACUUUGA
This is a messenger RNA of Fusarium oxysporum Fo47, 1023 nucleotides long. RefSeq lists its product as uncharacterized. The coding region runs from base 1 to 1023 and encodes 340 amino acids. Lineage: Eukaryota; Fungi; Ascomycota; Sordariomycetes; Hypocreales; Nectriaceae. The record is from RefSeq and is a predicted model, not a curated record. The transcript has a single exon.